This is a messenger RNA of Aureobasidium vineae, 1089 nucleotides long. The record is from the annotation of a GenBank genome assembly. NCBI's taxonomy places the organism in Eukaryota, Fungi, Ascomycota, Dothideomycetes, Dothideales, Saccotheciaceae.
AUGGCCACCGAAGUAUCCAACGACUACACCAAGGCAACUACGACCCGAGAGAAAUCUAACAUCCAAGCAGCAAGACCUUCCUCGCCAGACUGUGCGAGCAGGCUGAGCGUUACGAUGGUACAGAUGGUUACCUACAUGAAGGUUCNNGCAGCUGCAUCACCCCCUGACGAUCUCCACCUUGCUAACCAUCAAUUCGCCAUAACAGGAAGUCGCCAAGGUAAUUCCAACUCGGCCCAGACAACUCCCUCAACCACUAACAACAGCCAGAUCGGUGGUGAACUCACCGUUGACGAGCGCAACCUCCUCUCUGUCGCCUACAAGAACGUUGUCGGUACCAGACGUGCCUCGUGGCGCAUCAUCUCCUCAAUCGAGCAGAAGGAGGAGCAAAAGGGUUCCGACAAGCACGUUACCAUCAUCCGCGACUACCGUCAGAAGAUCGAGACCGAGCUCGAGAAGGUCUGCCAGGAUGUCCUUGACGUCCUUGACGAGUCCUUGAUCCCUAAGGCCGAGUCUGGCGAGAGCAAAGUCUUCUACCACAAGAUGUGUGUUUACAUUACAUCAUUGAUUUUGAGUUACUUUUCUGACACUCAUCCAGGANAGGGUGACUACCACCGUUACCUCGCCGAGUUCGCUUCCGGCGACAAGCGCAAGACUGCCGCCACCGCUGCCCACGAGGCCUACAAGGUAUGUGGCCAUUCAACCCUGUCGCUGCACUGGACCCUCGCUGACCAACUCUUCCUCAGANGCGCUACCGACGUCGCCCAAACUGAGCUUACUCCUACUCACCCCAUCCGUCUGGGUCUUGCCCUCAACUUCUCCGUCUUCUACUACGAGAUCCUCAACUCCCCUGACCGCGCAUGCCACCUCGCCAAGCAGGCCUUUGACGACGCCAUCGCCGAGCUCGACUCGCUCUCAGAGGAGUCUUACCGCGACAGCACCCUCAUCAUGCAGCUCCUCCGUGACAACCUCACCCUCUGGACCUCGUCCGACGGCAACGAGCCAGAGCCCGCUGCCGCCUCCGAGGCCCCCAAGACCGAGGAAUCCAAGACCACCGAGUCUGUCGAGGAGCCCAAGGCCGAGGCCUCGUAA